CGUCAAUUAACAGAAAAAAAAUCAUAUGAUUUAUCCUCACAACUCUCUCAAGUAUCUAUAAUUUUAGAUCAAUAAUUUUCAAAAUCUAUAUAACCACUUGGGUUUCACAAACCAGAGAGAGAGAGGUUUAGCGAAAAAUGGCGAUGGCCAUGGCUCUUCGAAGGCUUUCUUCUUCAAUUGACAAACCCAUUCGUCCUCUUAUCAGAUCCACUUCUUGUUACAUGUCUUCGUUGCCCAGUGAAGCUGUUGAUGAGAAGGAGAGAUCUCGUGUCACUUGGCCAAAACAGCUUAACGCACCUUUAGAGGAGGUUGAUCCUGAGAUUGCUGACAUUAUUGAGCAUGAGAAAGCUAGACAAUGGAAGGGACUUGAGCUUAUUCCAUCUGAGAACUUCACAUCUGUUUCCGUGAUGCAAGCUGUUGGGUCUGUGAUGACUAACAAAUAUAGUGAAGGGUAUCCUGGUGCGAGAUACUAUGGAGGAAAUGAGUACAUAGACAUGGCCGAAACGUUAUGCCAGAAGCGCGCUCUUGAAGCUUUCCGGUUAGAUCCUGAAAAGUGGGGAGUGAAUGUGCAACCUUUGUCUGGAUCUCCUGCCAAUUUCCAUGUCUACACUGCAUUGUUAAAGCCUCAUGAAAGAAUCAUGGCUCUUGAUCUUCCUCAUGGUGGUCAUCUUUCUCAUGGUUAUCAGACUGACACCAAGAAGAUAUCUGCUGUGUCUAUCUUCUUUGAAACAAUGCCCUAUCGAUUGGACGAGAGCACUGGCUACAUCGACUAUGAUCAGAUGGAGAAAAGUGCUACUCUUUUCAGGCCAAAAUUGAUUGUUGCUGGUGCGAGUGCUUAUGCUCGAUUGUAUGAUUAUGCCCGCAUCCGAAAGGUCUGUAACAAGCAAAAAGCUGUAAUGCUAGCAGAUAUGGCACACAUCAGUGGUUUGGUUGCUGCUAAUGUAAUCCCUUCACCGUUCGACUAUGCUGAUGUUGUAACUACCACAACCCACAAGUCACUUCGUGGACCCCGUGGAGCCAUGAUUUUCUUCAGAAAGGGUGUUAAGGAAAUUAACAAACAAGGGAAAGAGGUUUUGUAUGAUUUUGAAGACAAGAUCAAUCAAGCUGUCUUCCCUGGUCUUCAAGGUGGUCCACACAACCACACUAUUACAGGACUAGCUGUUGCUUUGAAACAGGCAACUACUUCAGAGUACAAAGCAUACCAAGAGCAAGUCCUGAGUAACUCUGCAAAGUUUGCUCAGACUCUGAUGGAGAAAGGAUAUGAACUUGUUUCUGGUGGAACUGACAACCAUCUGGUUCUAGUGAAUCUGAAGCCUAAGGGAAUUGAUGGAUCUAGAGUUGAGAAAGUGUUGGAAGCUGUUCACAUUGCAUCCAACAAAAACACUGUUCCUGGAGAUGUUUCUGCCAUGGUUCCUGGUGGAAUCAGAAUGGGUACUCCUGCUCUCACUUCCAGAGGCUUUGUUGAGGAAGACUUUGCCAAAGUAGCUGAAUACUUUGACAAAGCUGUGACGUUGGCUCUCAAAGUCAAAUCUGAAGCACAAGGAACCAAGCUGAAGGAUUUUGUGUCAGCAAUGGAAUCUUCUUCAACCAUUCAAUCCGAGAUUGCGAAACUGCGCCAUGAAGUCGAGGAGUUCGCUAAGCAGUUCCCAACAAUUGGUUUUGAGAAAGAAACCAUGAAACCAAAAAUGGUUGCAUCAUUCUCUUACACUGCCUGCACCAAGCUCUCUCUAUUACAUCCUCCCAUGGUUGCUCAAAUCCGGCCAAGAACAACACAGAAGACGUUCGUAGUGACAAAUCCUGAACAAGACAGUACUCUGGAGGCACAAGAAACAGAGCCAAUCAAAGAAGAGCAAUCAACAGAGAAGAUGAAGAAGCAGCCAACACCAUUGAGACCAGUUGAGAAACAGCUGAACGUGAAGAGCAAAGGUAUGGGCCAGUUUGGUGGUCAGUGGCUAAGCAGUGUCACACGUCACGUUAGGAUCUACGCUGCUUAUAUCGACCCCGAGACUUGUGAGUUUGACCAGUCACAAAUGGAUAAACUCACUUUGAUUCUUGAUCCUACUGAAGAAUUUGUAUGGGAUGAUGAAAGCUGUAACAAGGUCUAUUCUUAUUUCCAAGAACUCGUCGAUCACUACGAGGGAGCACCAUUAACGGAGUACACAUUAAGAUUGAUAGGAUCAGACGUAGAACAUUACAUAAGGAAAAUGUUAUUUGAUGGAGAAAUACAAUACAAUAUGGAUGCAAGAGUUCUUAACUUCAGUAUGGGAAAGCCUCGUGUUCAAUUCAAUACUAGUAACAUUGAAGGUGGUGGAGAUGGUCAGCCUCAAGAAGACGCAUAGUAGUGAAACAACUCUAUUAAUAAUCAUGUAAUGGAGAUAUCUAAAUACAUGCUCUUUUAAUCU
This is a messenger RNA of Arabidopsis arenosa, 2402 nucleotides long. NCBI's taxonomy places the organism in Eukaryota, Viridiplantae, Streptophyta, Magnoliopsida, Brassicales, Brassicaceae. The record is from the annotation of a GenBank genome assembly.